Messenger RNA from Sphaerulina musiva SO2202, 1922 nucleotides. RefSeq lists its product as uncharacterized. The transcript is spliced from 5 exons. NCBI's taxonomy places the organism in Eukaryota, Fungi, Ascomycota, Dothideomycetes, Mycosphaerellales, Mycosphaerellaceae. The coding region runs from base 11 to 556 and encodes 181 amino acids. The record is from RefSeq and is a predicted model, not a curated record.
GGAUCCAACCAUGAACAACCACCGGACCGACACCAGCUCUCUGACCUCCAACAGCGACAGGCAAUUUUACGAAGAAUCCUACAAUCCCAUCUACAACUUCUUCAAUGCCCGACCAGUGCUAGUUCAUCAACGAAACUCCAGAAGCAAAGUAUUCUGUGCACAGCCUCUCCUAGCACCUCUCCUCUUCGACAACAACGACAGCGAUGCACGAGAUCAUUGCGCCGCCGAACGAACAUUUCUCUCCUGGCUACGCCUCUCAAUCUACAUGGCCAUAGUCAGCAUCGCCAUCCUGCUCUCCUUUCACCUCAAACUCCAACCUUCGGCAUUGGAGAAACGGUUCGCCUUACCUCUCGGUAUUAUCUUUUGGUUGCUGGCUUUGGCAUGUAUUAUAUCUGGAUUGAAUAAUUAUAUCAAGACGGUCAAUCGAUACAGUCGACGAGAAGCUUUGGUGCAGAGUGGGUGGGGGACACAGGUGGUUUUCACUGUAGUGGCCAGUGCAAUUGUGGCGGCCUGCGUGUUGUUUUUGAGUACGCAGGCGGGGAAUGCGAGGGAGUGAGUGAUUUGGGAAAAUUCAGUAUGUUUGUAUUGGAGGUGUUGGGAAUGAGGAUCAUGAUGAGUGAGAGGAGUGAUGGGGUGCGUCCUGAUACGGUCCAUCGAAACAGCGCCGAACAGUGCUCGCGUACAGGUUCUUUCUUUUUUUGCCUCUUGCUUACCAAACUCUACAUCCAUUGCUUGUCAUAUCUUGGCCCAAGUUUGUACUUCCCACUGGCAAUUUGAAGUCGCCCUCGCAUCGAGUCGUUGGUGGUUUCGCUCGGCUUGACAUCUCUUGAGCGAUUCUCCGACAUUUUCGGACUCCGCCCAAAUUCUGCGGGCAAUGAUUCACAGACUCCGAUAUGUUUACGUUUGCGCUGACCUCUUUGCAAGCUCUAGCAAAAAAUCCUUGGGUCCAUUCAAUGACUCUGAAACAUCUUCUCAUGUUACCCGUCAUCGCUUGUGGUCUUGCUCGUCUAAAUGUACCUUCUCCAGUCGUCGAAAAGGUAAGUCUGUUGACGACACCGUGUUUUGGGUCAUUACGCACGCGGCUUCUGACCAACGGGGGUCAAAUGUCCAACAGUGCCCAUGUCAAGUCAUCCACAGUAGUGUAUACCAUCCCCAUCCCCAUCAACUCAUCUCCAGCCUUGUAAACCUCCACCAACUCGAGUCCGGUGAGUUGAGCAACCAUUUGAGCGUGGAGACCCUCAUUCGUAUUUCCGUUCGUCUUCAACACCUGUAAGACCUUUCUAGCCGUAGCAGAGACACCGGAAAAGUUGCUCCCACUCCCACCACUGUCUGUUGUUGCCUGCUGUCCUGUUUGUCCAUUCGCCUGCAGCUGAUCCAAAGGUCCCUUGGCGAAUUCGAGAUGCACGACUGUGGCUUCAAGGAAAUGAUAUGCAAUCUCAUUGUGAUCUUCAAUCGCACGGAUGUACUGAGCUCCGAUAUGCCUUUUGUUGUUGAAUUGCUUUAGCCUUCCCCAGACUCUGGCGUAACCCUGCUCAACUGGCUUAUCCUUCUUCACGGCGCCGCUCUCCUCUUCUCCUGUGAAGUUAUCUGCGUCCACCCACACUUUAACCUCAAUAAGCCCCGUUCCAUCGUCGACUUUGUACGUCACGUUUGUCGUUUGUGCCGAGAUGUUUCGUACUUGGCCGACGAAUGUGACUUGGGUGGUCUCAGAGUCGUCGAUGAUGAAGUGGUCUGCAUCGGGAUGUGGGUGGUGCGCAUCAAGUAGUUGCUUGAUCGUGACAGGGCGGAGGGUGUCCUUGCCGUACGUGCGCUUGGUUGAGGCCGAGUUUUCGUUGUUCUGUGAUCCGGGCAUAAAACCGCCGCCAGAGUUGCCGCCUUGGGCGCCGUAGCUCGUGGUACUGUAGCCAUAGUCCAUGGUGGCG